AUGGCUGACGCGCUCAAGGCUGAAGGUAACAAGGCCUUCUCGGCCAAGGAUUACUCUACCGCAGUUGAAAAAUUCACACAGGCGAUUGCGAUUGAGCCCGAAAACCACAUCCUGUACUCCAACCGAUCCGCCGUCUAUUCUGCUCAAAACGAGUACCAGAAAGCUCUUGAGGAUGCCGACAAAGCCGUGACCAUCAAGCCCGACUGGUCCAAGGGCUACGUCCGCAGAGGUGCCGCUUACCGGGGUAUUGGCGAUCUUUCACAGAUGGGGGCUAAUAGGAAGAGGAUAGUGGCUGCACACGACGCAUACGAGGAGGCUUUGAAGCUUGAACCUGGUAACGACCAGGCCAAGUCCGGUCUGAACGCUGUCCAGCGGGCCAUCAAUGCUGAGGCUACUGCUGAUGGCGUCCAGGGUGAUCCUACUGGUGGUUUGGGUGGCAUGUUCAACGACCCUGGUCUUUUCCAGAAGCUCGCCAGCAAUCCCAAGACCGCAAGCCUGCUGGGCGAUGCCGAGUUCAUGGCCAAGCUGAAGAAGAUCCAACAAAACCCCAACAGUGUUGGCGAAGAGAUCCGUGAUCCUCGCUUCUUGCAGGUCAUGAGUGUUCUUCUCGGAAUCGAUAUGAGCUUUGGCGCUGACGGCGAGGCCCCCACCGCUGAUGCGCCGGCUCAAUCCACCUCUGAAGCUAAGCCUGCCCCCACCCAGCCCAAGAAGGAGCCCACACCAGAGCCCGAGGACGAAGAGGCGAUUGCCAAGAAGAAGGCCCAGGAGGCUGGAGAUGCCGAGAAGAAGAUUGGCAACGAUUACUACAAGAAGAAAGAGCUCGACAAGGCCAUUGAGCACUACGAGAAGGCCUGGGAGCUGAACAAGGACAUCACAUACCUGAACAAUAUCGGCGCAGCUAAGUUCGAAAAGGGCGACUACCAAGGCACCAUUGAGGUCUGUCAGAAGGCUGUUGAAGAGGGCCGCGAGCUUCGCGCUGACUGGAAGCUCACUGCUAAGGCGUUCACGCGAAUCGGUUCUGCCUAUGAAAAGCUGGGCGACCUCACCCAGGCCAUCGAGAACUACAACAAGUCCCUCACCGAGCACCGUACCCCCGAGGCCCUGACCAAGCUCCGUGCCGCCGAGAAGGCCAAGAUCACCGCAGAGAAGGAUGCCUACAUCUCCCCUGAGCUCGCAGAGAAGGCCCGCGAACUCGGUCAGCAGAGAUUCCAAGAGGCCGACUGGCCUGGUGCCGUGGACGCUUUCACCGAGAUGACCAAGCGUGCGCCCCAGGAUCCUCGUGGUUUCUCCAACCGUGCUGCGGCGCUGAUCAAGCUGAUGGCGUUCCCCCAAGCUGUUCAAGAUUGUGACGCGGCGAUUUCCCGCGAUCCCAAGUUCAUCCGCGCCUACAUGCGCAAGGGCCAGGCUCUUGUUGCUAUGAAGGAGUACAACCGUGCCAUUGACACUUUCACCGAGGCUGCCGAACACGAUGACGGUACACAUGCUCGUGAGAUUGAGCAGCAACAACAGAAGUGCUUGGAGGCGCAGUUCAGUGCUCGCGCUGGUGAGACUGAGCAGCAAACGAUGGAGCGCAUCCAGAAUGACCCCGAGAUCAUGGCCAUUCUCGGCGACCCUGUCAUGCAGAGUAUUCUUAACCAGGCCAAGAGUGAUCCCGCUGCCCUCCAGGAGCACAUGAAGAACGCAUCUGUGCGAAUCAAGAUCCAGAAACUGAUGGCUGCUGGUGUCAUUCGCAUGGGUCGGUAA
Molecule: messenger RNA, 1743 nt
Organism: Penicillium diatomitis
Lineage: Eukaryota; Fungi; Ascomycota; Eurotiomycetes; Eurotiales; Aspergillaceae
Gene: sti1
Product: Hsp90 cochaperone STI1
Exons: 5
Coding region: 1-1743 (580 amino acids)
Molecular function (GO): Hsp90 protein binding
Source: RefSeq, a predicted model, not a curated record